This is a messenger RNA of Diatraea saccharalis (sugarcane borer), 1641 nucleotides long. NCBI's taxonomy places the organism in Eukaryota, Metazoa, Arthropoda, Insecta, Lepidoptera, Crambidae. The record is from the annotation of a GenBank genome assembly.
AUGGAGAAAGGUGAACGGUUUUCAGAAUACCUGUUCGCGAAGAUGGGUCCUGGAGACGGAGGGACGAAGACCACGGAGGACCGGAUGGCACCGUUCGAGCCAACCGGUGUGAAAAAAUGGUUCAUUGACAACACCAUGCUGGUGAUAACAUUGAUUGGUGUGAUUUCCGGCGUUGCUGUAGGAUUCGGUCUUCGUCCUUACGGUCUAGGUCCAGAUGCGCUUAUGAUAAUAUCAUAUCCAGGUGAAUUAUUCAUGAGAUUGUUGAAGCUAAUGAUACUGCCGUUAAUAAUCGCAAGCCUCAUUGCCGGCUCUGCGAGUCUGAAUGCCAAGAUGAGUGGAAAGAUUGCAGUAAGGACCCUACUAUAUUUCAUUCUGACGUCUAUGUUCAAUGCUGCACUUGGCAUACUCGUUGCAACAUUAAUACAUCCAGGAAAACCAGAUUUACGAGAUGAUUCAGUUGGUGUAACAAUUGGUAGAAGGGAACACAGUAUUUUGGAUAGUCUUUUGGACAUUGGAAGAAACAUAUUUCCUGACAAUAUAGUACAAGCUGCUUUCCAACAAGCACAUACAGUUUAUGCUAAACCUCCAACCAUAUUUGCUGAAAAUGCCAGUGAAAGUGACACGUUACCAGCUCUAGUUCGAGUAGUGUCUUAUAGAUCUGGCACCAAUACUUUGGGUUUGGUUUUCUUCUGUUUGGUCUUCGGAAGUCUGCUAGGAACUUUAGGGCCUAAAGGCAAGGUCGUAAUUGACUUCUUCCAAGCUAUUUUCGAAGUAAUCAUGAAGAUGGUUACAGGUGUUAUGUGGUUGACUCCCCUCGGAGUCAGCAGUGUCAUCGCAGGAAAGAUAUUAGGCGUUAGCAACGUAGGACAAGUCAUGUCUCAACUUGCAUGGUUCAUAGCUACAGUGGCAAUUGGAGUGUUCUUCUAUCAACUCAUCGUAAUGCAACUGAUAUACUUCAUAGCUUUGAGAAAGAAUCCUUACAAGUUCUACUGGGGAUUAUCUCAUGCUAUGCUGACGGCUUCUGCAACUGCGUCCACCACUGCCAGUGACGUUUCGAGCUAUGGAGGGUCCAUUACGCAUAGACCCUCGCAUCACAAGGUUCGUUCUGCCCAUCGGGUGCAACAUCAAUAUGGACGGCACCGCUCUAUUCCUCGCUGCUGCCAGUGUAUUCAUCUGCCAGAUGAACACAAUUCCAUUGGGCUUUGCACAGCUCGCAACUAUCUUUCUGACGUCGACAGCGGCGUCGGUGUCGUCUGCGUCGGUGCCGUCCGCGGCGAUGGUGCUGCUGCUGGUGGUGCUGGCGGCGGUGGAUGCGCCCGCGCACGACGUGUCGCUGCUCUUCGCUAUAGACUGGCUCGUGUGAGUCAUCAUCAUUUAGCAUCAUCUGACCGCAUUCGAACAACUAACAAUAUGCUGGGCGAUUGUUAUGCAGCGGCAGUAGUCGAACACCUCUCUAAGAACGAGCUGAUGGCCUGCGAUGCUAUAUCCAACGAGCCGGUUGCGAAUGGUACAACGCCGACUUUGAACACCGAAGUGGAUUUAGGUAUCGUCACACCGAGCAGGAAGUCUAUAGCCUCUGACGACGUCAUUAUUGAUAUGCAUUUCAGCGGACACCACUGCAACUCCAUCAAGAGAAUGUAG